Messenger RNA from Calliphora vicina (urban bluebottle blowfly), 5398 nucleotides. It is a transcript of the gene robo2, whose product is annotated as roundabout 2. Gene Ontology annotation, molecular function: protein binding. Lineage: Eukaryota; Metazoa; Arthropoda; Insecta; Diptera; Calliphoridae. The coding region runs from base 403 to 5130 and encodes 1575 amino acids. The transcript is spliced from 14 exons. The record is from RefSeq and is a predicted model, not a curated record. Gene Ontology annotation, biological process: cell-cell adhesion.
AAAUUCAAAACAAAAUAAUUUAGUGCUUUAUUAAAGAAAUUGAUUUAAAACAGUUCUAAACAUAAUACUUUAUAUUAAAAGUAUUUAUAAAAUGCAAUACCCCAGUGACAUUUAAUGCCUAGAAAAUAGUGAUCUAUAGUGUCAAUAAAUUUUAAAUAAAUUUACCAAAAAAAUAAAUCAAAAUGUCAUCAUCUAUAGUUUGUAUCACAAGAAUAAAUAAAAUUCUCUAAAAAUUAACAUUCAAAAAACGACAUUAAAUACAAGCAUCUUUAAAUUCUUCACCAAAAAAAAAAAACGAAAAACAAAUACAUUUGGAUUUAUAGCUUAAAACUCAUUUUUCAAAACGAAAAAAAAAGAAAGAAAACGUAGAAAAAUAAAAUAGAAUUUCAAAUCACAGCCAAAAUGCAUAUGUUAGAGCAUUUGGUUGGUUUUAAAAAUAUCUUUAAGAAUAACAAAAAUAACAACAACAGCACACAUAAUACUCAUGUCGCCAACAUGUUAAGAACUAAAACAACACCAACAUAUGGAAUAAACCCAACAACUUCAGCACCCAAACAUUUUGGCUUGAUGUCAAUGCAGUUGCUGGUAGUUUUGUUGGUAUUUUUAUUAGCCGAUAGUGGAUUAAAUGGAUUAAAAAUAGUUACAGCUCUUAAGGCUCAAAAUCCUCGCAUUAUUGAACAUCCUAUGGAUAUGGUGGUGCCUAAAAAUGAUCCAUUUACUUUCAAUUGCAAGGCUGAGGGUAGUCCUAAGCCUUCCAUACAAUGGUUUAAGGAUGGCUAUGAACUGAAAACCGAUUCGGGUUCACAUCGCAUUUUAAUGCCAGCUGGUGAUUUGUUUUUUCUGAAGGUUAUUCAUUCCCGCCGUGAAAGUGAUGCCGGUACUUAUUGGUGUCAGGCUAAAAAUGAGUUUGGCGUAGCCAGAUCUCGUAAUGCAACAUUGCAAGUAGCAUUUUUGCGUGAUGAAUUCCGCCUGGAACCCCAAAAUACACGCGUAGCCCAGGGUGAAGUAGCCAUUAUGGAGUGUGGACCACCAAGAGGUUCACCCGAACCCCAGGUGUCAUGGCGUAAAAAUGGACAAACCCUAAAUCUAAAUGGCAAUAAAAGAAUACGUGUAGUAGAUGGUGGUAAUUUGGCCAUACAAGAUGUACGACAAUCCGAUGAUGGACGUUAUCAGUGUGUGGUGAAAAAUGUAGUGGGCACCAGAGAAUCAUCAACGGCCUUUCUAAAAGUGCACACCCGUCCAUUUUUAAUACGUGGUCCCCAAAAUCAAACCUCUGUAGUGGGUACCUCGGUGAUAUUUCAAUGUCGCAUUGGUGGUGAUCCAUUGCCGGAUGUCCUGUGGCGUCGCACAGCCUCCGGUGGUAAUAUGCCAUUACGUCGUGUUACUGUUUUGGAAGAUCGCAGCUUAAAGCUGGACGAUAUAACACUGGAAGAUAUGGGUGAAUAUACCUGUGAAGCAGACAAUGCCGUGGGUUCAAUAACAGCUACGGGAACUUUAAUAGUUCAUGCCCCACCCAAAUUCACUAUACGUCCUAAAAAUCAAUUCGUGGAAGUGGGCGAUGAGGUUUUGUUCGAAUGUCAGGCCAAUGGUUAUCCUAAACCCACUGUCUAUUGGUCUUUGGAGGGUAACAGCUCUUUACUUUUCCCCGGCUACAAAGAUAAUCGCAUGGAGGUUACUGUAACCCCCGAAGGACGUUCGGUACUUUCUAUAUUCCGUUUUGCCCGCGAGGAUUCCGGCAAAGUUAUUGUCUGCAAUGCUCUCAAUGCUGUGGGCAGUGUAAGCAGUCGCAUUGUGGUUACUGUCGAUACUCAAUACGAAUUGCCACCACCCGUUAUUGAACAGGGUCCAGUUAAUCAAACUUUACCUUUGAAAUCUUUUGUCACCCUGCCCUGCCGUACUUUGGGCUCACCCAUACCCCAGGUGCAAUGGUAUUUGAAUGGCAUACCGGUCGAUGCUAGCGAACAUGAACGCCGCAAUAUGUCGGAAAUGGGUGCCUUGACCAUAGUGGAUUUGGUGAAAAGUGAGGAUGAGGGUUUAUACACCUGUGUGGCCAGCAAUCGUAAUGGCAAAUCUUCCUGGAGUGGUUACUUGCGUUUAGAUAGUCCCACCAAUCCCAAUAUAAAAUUCUUUAGGGCACCCGAAUUGUCCACAUUUCCGGGGCCGCCAGGCAAACCUCAAGUGGUAGAUAAGACAGAAGAUUCUAUUAGUUUAUCUUGGACUAGAAGCAAUAAAGUGGGUGCCUCCAGUUUGGUGGGUUAUGUAGUGGAAAUGUUUGCUAAAAAUGAAACAGAUGGUUGGUUGCAAGUGGCUUCUAGGGUGCAAAACACCACAUAUACACAAGUGGGUUUAUUGCCGGGUACAAAUUACUUCUUUUUAAUAAGAGCCGAAAAUACACAUGGUGUUUCACUGCCAUCGCCUAUAUCUGAACCCAUAGCAGUGGGAACGAAAUACUUUAAUAGUGGUUUAGAUUUGAGUGAAGCUCGUGCCAGUUUAUUAUCUGGAGAUGUAGUCGAACUUAUCAAUGCUAGUGUAGUUGAUUCCACCAGUAUGAAAUUAUCUUGGCAGAUCAUCAAUGGCAAAUAUGUUGAGGGUUUUUAUAUUUACGCACGUCAACUUUUGGAUACUUCAUCAGGCUCCACAGCCAAUACUAAUCCAUUAGUAGCCGCUGCACGUAGCAGCAGCAGUAAUACCCGCUCAACAGCUGCCUCUUCAUCCGCAUUGAUUUCAGCUUCAAAACCAAAUAUUGCCAGACGUGAUGGUACGCCUUAUGUUGUAACAUCUACCACCACACCCUCCUCGAUUUUGCAAUCGGCUGCUUCGUAUAUUGGCAGCACUUCGUAUCGUAUGUUGACCAUUUUGAAUGGCGGUGGCGCCUCAUCCUGCACCAUGACUGGACUUUUGCAAUAUACUUUAUAUGAAUUUUUCAUUGUACCCUUUUACAAAUCGGUCGAGGGUAAACCAUCAAAUUCACGUGUGGCACGAACUUUGGAAGAUGCACCCAAUGAAGCACCAUUUGGCAUGGAAGCCAUAUUGCUAAAUUCAUCGGCAGUAUUUUUGAAAUGGAAGCAGCCAAAUCUUAAACCAUCACAUGGCAUUUUGUUGUAUUAUCAUAUUGUUGUCAGAGGCAUCGAUACAGCUCAUAACUUUUCACGUAUUCUAACAAAUGUCACAAUUGAUGCUGUUUCUCCCACUUUGGUAUUGGCCAAUUUAACGGAAGGUGUUAUGUACACGGUUAGUGUGGCAGCUGGCAAUAAUGCGGGUGUGGGACCAUAUUGUGUGCCGGCCACAUUGAGAUUAGAUCCAGUAACUAAGCGAUUGGAUCCAUUCAUAAAUCAACGUUAUCCCAUAAAUCAAGAUCAUGUUGAUGAUGUGCUAACUCAACCAUGGUUUAUUAUAUUAUUGGGUGCUAUAUUGGCUGUAAUGAUGUUAUCCUUUGGCGCCAUGGUCUUUGUCAAGCGUAAACACAUGAUGAUGAAACAAUCAGCCUUAAAUACCAUCAGAGGAACUCAUCCGAAUGAUGUUUUAAAAAUGCCCAGUUUAUCACGUAAUGGCAAUGGUUAUUGGUUAGAUGCCUCAACGGGUGGCAUGGUGUGGCGCACUCAGCCCAGUGGUGAUACACUCGAUAUGCAAAAGGAUCAAAUUGAUGACUAUGCACCAGUAUGUCUAGCAAACAAUACAGCUAAUGGCACAAAUACUACCAGUGAACGUAGUGGUAAUAAUGGUGGCGUUGGUGGUGUUGGUGGCCAGCAACAAAGAUACGUGGGUGAAUACUCCAACAUACCCACCGACUAUGCUGAAGUAACAAGUUUUGGCAAAACUGGCAGUGAAUAUGGUAUAGGACGCAAAAAUGCCUCUUCACCAGCACCCUAUGCCACCUCGUCCAUAAUGCAACAGCAACAACAGCACAAUAGCAAUGUACAACAGCCACGUUAUCAAACCAGGCCAGGUUUUAAUAUGCAACAGCCACCACCCUUGCCAAACACACAGCAACAACAGCAGCAGCAGCAAAGGCCCAUGCAUCCUCAUUACCAUCAACAGCAGCAGCAACAACUUAAUGAAAGCAAUAUUUAUCAGCAAAUGUCUACCACUAGUGAAAUAUAUCCCUCGCAAAUGACCAGCAAUAGAUCAGUGUAUUCGGAACAAUAUUAUUAUCCUAAGGAAAAAAUACAUAUCACUGAAAAUAAAUUAAGUAAUUGUCAUACCUAUGAAACAGCCAACCAACAACAACAGCAGCAGCAGCAACAACAACAACAGCAAUUAGGUCAACAAACAUUUGCCCAUAUUGGCACUUUAAGACGCAGCGGCAAUAAUCAACAAAGUAAUCGCUUUAAGGUCAUUAACACCCAAGCCCAAAACUAUCAACUUCAUCUGGCUGACACGCAACAACAGCAAAAACAACAGCAACAGCAGCAACAACAAAAACAGAAUACGCUUAAUAAUAAUCAAAACUAUAAUACCCAAGACAUGAUAAGUAAAAAUUUAAUGGACUUAGAUGCUGGUUCGUUCUGUUACAAUGGCAUGGCCGAUUCGGGUUGUGGUGGCUCACCCUCGCCCAUGGCCAUGCUAAUGUCGCAUGAUGAUGAAAUCGGUGAAGACCAGGCUCUUUACCACACAGCCGAUGGUGAUAACGAAAGUGAUAUGGAGCGUUUGUAUGUGAAAGUGGACGAGACGCCACAACAGCAACAGCAAUUAAUACCCCUAACGCCACAACAUCUUCCACAACAACUGGCAGCCGGCCAUCAUCAUCAGAAUCAAGAAACAAAUGUGCCACAAAAUCAAUAUCAUAAUUGGCGUUCACACAAUAAUUCCUCAACACGUUCCAACACCUCAUCGUCGGCCUCAUCAUCAUAUCAACGUAAUCCUCAGUUGCUUAACCCCACAGCAACUGCCACACCAACAAACUCUACUGCUACAAACUCGCCAGCAGUCGUGUGUUUAGAACAACAACAGCAGCAGCCGCCACAAACAUCUUCAUUACAAAUGCACCAUUUGCAUCCGUUGCAUCAGCAACAGGCCAGCAGUGAUUCGGAAAUGAUUUAUGCGCCUGGCGGCAGUAUGGCCAGUGAACGUAGUCUCCUAAGUAACUCGGGUAGUUCAACGAGUGGCCCCUCUAAUCCACACAAUGUGUGACCCCUUGACAAGCGCCAACCAACUAUUAAAAUAAGCGAAGAUUUAGCCUGCGAAAGCACCAACUCAACAAUACCAACAACAACUGCAGCAGCUACAACAGCUAGACAUCAAGAAGAUUAUUAUGCGCGUGAGGUUAAGGAGCUGCUGGAGUGGUGUGAACGUUUCAAUAAUGGCCAAUUAGAUGAGUUUGAGUGAAUGAAUGAAUGAUAAUACAAAGCUGAUUAGUUUGUUUUUCAUUUCUAGAAUAUUGAUUGUUUUAAGUUUUAAG